This is a messenger RNA of Wallemia ichthyophaga EXF-994, 396 nucleotides long. Its product is annotated as Homeobox protein Wariai. The transcript has 2 exons. The record is from RefSeq and is a predicted model, not a curated record. The coding region runs from base 1 to 396 and encodes 131 amino acids. Gene Ontology annotation, biological process: cell differentiation; regulation of transcription by RNA polymerase II. Gene Ontology annotation, molecular function: RNA polymerase II cis-regulatory region sequence-specific DNA binding; DNA-binding transcription factor activity, RNA polymerase II-specific. Lineage: Eukaryota; Fungi; Basidiomycota; Wallemiomycetes; Wallemiales; Wallemiaceae.
AUGAGACUUCCGUUCAGCAGACCAGACAACAACGUCAUCAAGCUACCCAAGCCAUUCAACUCGCAUUCGCGCGAAGACAGCAGUGGUAGUAGCAAUGCAUCUUUAUCUGCAUCUGCAUCUGCAUACGCCUACGCGAGCUGCACACCUGCAUCACCCAACACACCAACCACACCAACCACACCCAAUCAGCCCAUCAAAGCGAAGCGAAAAAGAGCAAACCCCUCCCAGCUUGAACGACUGCAGCAGUGUUACGAUAUGAACCCAUUUCCCUCUAACGAAGAGAGACAGUGUCUGGCUAUCGAGCUCGGCAUGUCGCCGAACAGUGUCAGGAUCUGGUAUCAGAAUAAGCGACAGGCAUUGCGUAACUAUGAAAAAUCGCAGUCAGUGUCGCCCUGA